Molecule: messenger RNA, 1131 nt
Organism: Pyrus x bretschneideri (Chinese white pear)
Lineage: Eukaryota; Viridiplantae; Streptophyta; Magnoliopsida; Rosales; Rosaceae
Product: COP9 signalosome complex subunit 7
Exons: 9
Coding region: 29-772 (247 amino acids)
Cellular component (GO): COP9 signalosome
Source: RefSeq, a predicted model, not a curated record
UGAAAUUAUAUUUUUGCUGUUUUGAGAGAUGGAGAUUGAGCAAAAGCAAGAGGAGGUCAUCGAUCACUUCGUGAAGCGAGCCUCGUCUCUCGACGGCUCCGCCCUCGGCCCCCUCGUCGCGGAAGCCACCUCCCACCCUGCCCUUUUCGCCUUUUCGGAGAUUAUCGCUGUACCUAAUGUUCUUCAGCUUGAAGGAACUGAAAAUUCUGUGUACCUGGAUCUGCUUCGAUUGUUUGCACACGGCACAUGGAGUGAUUACAAGAGUGAUGCCAGUCGCCUACCACAGUUGGUCCCUGAUCAAGUCUUAAAGCUGAAGCAGCUCACUGUUCUUACACUGGCUGAGACAAACAAGGUACUACCGUAUGAUCAACUUAUACAGGAGUUAGAUGUUAUUAAUGUACGUGGGCUCGAGGAUUUUCUCAUUAAUGAGUGCAUGUAUUCGGGCAUAAUAAGAGGAAAGCUGGAUCAGUUGCGAAAAUGCUUGGAGGUACAGUUUGCUGCUGGGAGAGAUCCGAGACCUGGACAACUUGGGAGUAUGAUUCAAACACUGUCAAACUGGUUGGAUACCUCAAACAAUCUUCUUAUCUCAAUUCAAGAAAAGAUUAAGUGGGCUGAUGCUAUGACUGAAGUGGCCAAGGAACACAAAAAAGAAGUUGAAAAUAGGGUGGAAGAAGUAAAGAAGUCGAUUUCCAUGAAGAAGUUCCCCACUGUAAGCAGGCCAACGUUGACCUCCGGGGGCACGAGGAGACCUACUCCGAACCUGGUGGAGUGAUGGACUAUGAGGAAGACCAAAGUCGACCAAAGAGGAGACGGCAUCCAUAUAUAGAUAAGAGUUGAGAGGUGGAAAUAACCGGUGUUUCCGCAAAUUUAAGUAGCCUCGAUUUUUGUUCGUGUCUUUCCCAGAUCUGUUGAUAUCUCCUUUUUGGAGACCACGAUCUCCGUCUCUGAUAUUAAACUCUUUUAUUUGUUGGUUUAGGCUUAUAGUUAAUAUAUAAUUUAGCUCGUCUUAAAUCCAUUGUUAUUCCAAUUGAGUUGACACAAACAGGAAUGAAUUAUGAAACCACAUUGGUUGGUGCGGCUAGCAUGCUUUACGGAUUGAUAUUGAGAUUGCUAUAACUCUACUCUUCUUUA